CUUAGAAUUAUUAUACUUAAGUAUGUCCUAAAAACCUGUGUCAUUCUAGUGCCUUUAAUUAAUUAUUUAAUGAAGCUAAAAUGUGAUAAGGAAUAUAAAAUUCAGUCGUAUUUCUCAAGAAAUGGGAGAUAUUCGGCGUUCGAAAUCAUGUUUUGAUGUAGGCAACAAACCAGUAACAAUUCAAAAAUUAUGGGGAAUACACGAACGUUUAGAGAAUAUUCGGGGUCGUAUGACGCAAUACCAACAGCCAUUAAUUGAAAAUGAAAUUAUGGAAUCGAUAUCAGAACCAGAAUCAUCAGACGAGUCACAAACGUAUCCUCAAACAUACAUUGUUAUAAAAUUUGCGGAAAAUGUCAAUAAAACCACCCUGAAAUGGAUUGUGGAUAAAAUUAAAGGGAAUAAACGAAAUGGGGGUGCUGAAUUGCUUAUUCAAAAACAGCCUUACGAUAAAAAUGAGGGUCUCAUACUACAUAUUUCGGCUACAAAAAUCAAAUUCUUAGAAUUAGCAGAAGAAAUGGAAAUUGUUAAACAAGAUCGUUUUGGUGUAAUGCGUGAAUUUACUGUUGAUCAAUUAGAAGAUUUCUUGGAGCCUGGCAUGCAUGUUGAUGAUUUUCUUACCACAUCUGAACGUCAAACAAUUGUUAAACACGAAUUAGAUAAUUUACGUGCACUAGUCGAAGAUGUUCACAUACCUGGUUACGUUUUAUAUAAAUUGUACGAAGGACAAUCAAUUAUUGAAUUAUGUGUGCAAGUUGGUUUAAUUGAGUUAAUUUAUCCGUUACACGAUCUGGAAGAAUUAAAAAAAUUAGGCUCAAUUUGGUACAAGCCAUUAGUUUUAAAACAGCAACCAUUCGAAAAUAUCCGAACAUAUUUUGGCGAAGCAAUUGCAUUAUAUUUUAUAUUUUUGGGUUUUUAUACAAUGGCAUUAAUUUUACCAACGGCACUAGGUAUUAUCCAAACAUUUUUAUCAUCUGAAACGCUUCCAUUCUUUUGCAUUUUUAAUGUUAUUUGGGCAACAGUGUUUUUAGAGGUUUGGAAACGAAAAUGCAGUGAAUACGCUUAUAAAUGGGGUACUAUUGGUAUGACAAGUUUAGAUGAACCGCGUGCCAGUUAUUAUGGUCAAAUGAUUAAAGAUCCGGUAUCAGGAAGAGUGACACCACAGUAUCCACGCUGGAAAACUUAUACAAAAAUGUAUUGUAUUUCGCUGCCAAUUGUAAUAUUUUGCAUGUCAAUUGGAUUUGGUAUCAUGUUAGUAUCAUUUUGGGUUGAGGAUUAUAUAAAAACGAAAGUAUCGCCAUUAAACGAGUAUCGAAUGUACUUAGUUUAUUUACCAAGUGUUAUUUAUGCGGCUCUGGUUUAUGUUAUGAACUUUUAUUAUCGAAAAUUGGCAACAAGACUGACUGAAUGGGAAAAUCAUCGAACUCAAUCACAAUAUGAUCGUCAUCGUGUUACAAAAUUAUUACUUUUCGAAUUUGUUAAUAAUUUUAUGGCAUUAUUUUAUAUUGCAUUUGUUAUUCAAGAUAUUGAAAUGCUACAAAAUCAAUUAGUCAUUAUGUUAAUUAUUUUACAAAUCAUUAAUAAUUUCCAAGAAGCUAUACUACCGUUAAUUGUUCGAAUUUAUGUAGAAAAGGUGAAAAAUUUAAAAAGAUACUUAAAAAAACAAGUACAAGAUGCUUUUGGAUCAUUGAGUAAAACAAAAACAGAUCGUAAUUCAAUGGGCGAUGGAAUACAUGAAGAUCAAUUUGAUUAUAUUCAAACAUUGCAUGUAGAUGAUUCACGAAUACAAGCUGCAAAUGCAGAAGGUAAAAUGGAAAGUUAUGAAGGAACAUACGAUGAUUAUCUAGAAAUGUUUAUGCAAUUUGGUUAUGUCGUUCUAUUCUCAUCGGUUUAUCCGUUGGCUGCAUUUUGGGCCAUAUUAAAUAAUAUUUUUGAAAUACGUGCGGAUGCAUUUAAAUUGUGUAUGGUUUAUCAACGACCUCUGAGUCGGAAAGUUAAAGACAUAGGAGCUUUUCAGAAAGCAUUUGAAGUAUUGGGUGCCUUAUCCAUAGUUACAAAUUGUGGUCUAAUUGCAAUUAAUUUAAAAAAUAAAAGUCAUACAAAAAUUGAGAUGAAUGUACAAUGGAUAUUAUUUUUUGUAUUUUUGGAACAUUUAUUACUUUUAAUUCAAUAUAUUAUUCAUCUUGUAAUACCUGAUAAACCAGAAUGGGUACGAGUUGCAUUGGCCAGACGAAAUUAUGAAUCUAAACAAGCGUUAAAACAUGAGAGAGCUUCUAAAAGUAGACGAAUUCUUGUACGGAAGUUUAACACAGAACAUACGAAAAAACGACUUCAUGAACAUAGUAUUUAGCUAGAAUUCCAAAUAAUAAAAUAUUACUUAACUAAUUUAUUUAAAUUAUUUGUUUUAUUAAAUUAUUUAUUUAAUAAUAAUGGCGAUAGCUGUUUUAAACCGCAUUUUAUACGAAAUGCCCCAACAAGUUGUAUAAUUGUGGACACAUUCAAGAUGAAUGCAAAGUUAACAAGUAAAAAAGUAAAACCAUUUUUAUGAUUUAUAA
Chrysoperla carnea is the source of this 2552-nucleotide messenger RNA. RefSeq names its product anoctamin-10 (gene Axs). Gene Ontology annotation, cellular component: plasma membrane. Gene Ontology annotation, biological process: chloride transmembrane transport. Lineage: Eukaryota; Metazoa; Arthropoda; Insecta; Neuroptera; Chrysopidae. Gene Ontology annotation, molecular function: chloride channel activity. The record is from RefSeq and is a predicted model, not a curated record. The coding region runs from base 122 to 2347 and encodes 741 amino acids. The transcript has 11 exons.